UCUCUCUCUCUAAAACCCUAUUCUCUCUCUCUCUCUCUCUCUCUCUCUCUCUCUCUGUAGAAAGUUGUAUUAUAUAGAUUAUGGCGAAGGAUAUGGGGGUGGCGGAGCAGGGGUCUUACUCCGCCAAGGACUACCAGGAUCCGCCACCGGCACCGCUAAUCGACGCGGAGGAGCUGACCAAGUGGUCGUUUUACAGGGCUCUGAUUGCGGAGUUCAUUGCCACGCUUUUGUUCCUUUACAUUACGAUUUUGACGGUGAUUGGUUACAAGAGCCAGGUUGACCCGGUCAAGAAUGCUGACCAGUGUGGCGGCGUUGGGAUUCUCGGCAUAGCUUGGGCUUUUGGUGGCAUGAUCUUUGUGCUUGUUUACUGCACUGCUGGAAUUUCUGGAGGACACAUAAACCCAGCAGUGACAUUUGGGCUGUUCUUGGCUCGAAAAGUGUCGCUGAUUCGAGCAGUGAUGUACAUAGUGGCUCAGUGCUUGGGUGCCAUAUGCGGAGUUGCGCUUGUGAAGGCCUUCCAGAGCUCCUACUACGAAGUCUACGGCGGCGGCGCUAACGAGCUCUCCCCCGGCUACAGCAAGGGCACCGGCUUGGGCGCCGAGAUCAUCGGAACAUUCGUACUCGUCUACACGGUCUUCUCCGCCACCGAUCCGAAGAGGAGCGCCAGAGACUCCCAUGUCCCUGUAUUGGCACCACUUCCAAUUGGGUUUGCUGUGUUUAUGGUUCACCUAGCCACCAUUCCGGUCACCGGCACUGGCAUCAACCCUGCUAGGAGCCUUGGAGCUGCUGUUAUUUACAACCAAGAAAAGGCUUGGCAUGACCAUUGGAUGUUUUGGGUAGGACCCUUCAUUGGUGCAGCCAUUGCAGCCUUCUACCACCAGUUCAUCUUGAGAGCUGGAGCCAUUAAAGCUCUCGGGUCAUUCAGGAGCAGCUCCCAUGUCUGAUUUUUCAGAAAGUUAAAAAAAGAGAAUAAUAUUGGAGGGGUGCUUGAGUCUGUGAUCUGGAAGUCUCUCUCUCUCUCUCUCUCUCUCUCACUACAUCACUAUUCAAGAUUUAAGGGUAGUUGACAGCAAUUGAGAACCAUGGAAAUAUAGAUGGAAGUCUCCUUGGAAAGGGAAAUCUUUUUUUUGGGUAUGCCUUUUGAUUGUCUUAGCUGUUAGAAAGGGAAAUCUUUUUUUUUUGUAGCCCUUUUGAUUGUCUUAGCUGUUAGUACUCUCUCCACCUUUGAAUCAAAAUUUGUGUUGUGAUCUGUUUUUGAAAUUUCUUUUCCAUCCUUCUUUGUACU
Messenger RNA from Camellia sinensis, 1285 nucleotides. RefSeq names its product putative aquaporin PIP2-5. Gene Ontology annotation, molecular function: channel activity. Gene Ontology annotation, cellular component: membrane. Gene Ontology annotation, biological process: transmembrane transport. The record is from RefSeq and is a predicted model, not a curated record. NCBI's taxonomy places the organism in Eukaryota, Viridiplantae, Streptophyta, Magnoliopsida, Ericales, Theaceae.